Molecule: messenger RNA, 3750 nt
Organism: Dioszegia hungarica
Lineage: Eukaryota; Fungi; Basidiomycota; Tremellomycetes; Tremellales; Bulleribasidiaceae
Exons: 8
Biological process (GO): protein deubiquitination
Molecular function (GO): cysteine-type deubiquitinase activity
Source: RefSeq, a predicted model, not a curated record
AUGCCCGACCCCACCCUCCCCGUCCUCCCGACCCUUAAGCGACCUCGCUCCUCCUCCAACCCACCCUCGCCUACCGGCUCUUCCAGCUCCAAAAAGGCCGCGUCGGAGGACACGAACGGCUCUCCCGUACCCGCACUGGAAGGCUCGGUACGGCUCGAGGAAUCCAUGACAGGCAUUGAGGAUCACGCGGGCGAGGCUGUGGGGAAGGAUGCAGCGCGCACGGACGUGGAUGGGGAUGGAGGAGAGUGGGUGAAAAUGACGGAAGAUGUUCAUCUGGAUGGUGGCAGCAAAGGGGAAGGUGCCGACGGCGGGGAAAGAGCUAAGCGGCUGGGAAAGGAGAAGUACGUUGAGCUGUACAACGAGCUGCUAGGAUCAUCGCCCCCGCCUUUCUACGCAUUCAACCGGUACUACAUCAUCCCCGCCAAGCUCCGAGACGACCUCAAAUCCGCCGCCUUCAGCGAUGAGGCCGAGUCCGCUAGCAGCGCGGUCAAGCUGGACAUGGCGCCCCUGCUGGCCGACCUCGAGGGGGAAGAGGUCUAUGUUAUCGACAACCAGAAGAACUCGGACGGGACGACCUCAUUGGCGCCGAAGGGCACAAAGGAAAGGAUAUGGAGCUUGAAGAUGGGUCUGCAGGAGGACGAGGACUUUGUGUACAUCAGUACAUCGGGCUGGAAGACGCUUGCUACGGCGCUGGGAGCCGAGAGUGGCCCUUCUCUGUCGCGCUUCGCUAUAUCCGGCAACCGCAUCCAGCUUACUCUCCCCAUUUACACCCUCUACCAGGUACAAGCUCCCGGCGGUCCCGCACCCAUUCCUACGGCUGCGCCUAUCCGCUUUACCUGCCCCACCGAAACCCUCAUCCCUAUCUUUGUCCGCCUCCUCCGCUCCCUCGUCGCCGAGACAGCCACAGUCGACAAGAGCGCCGCCUACCGUGUCUGGGCAUUCGAGACGCUCAUGGCGUUCGACAACAACGACCCCGCCGCCAAGGCCGCGUUGAAGUCUAGCACGAUCGCGCCGGCGCUCAUUCCAGGACUGGCGGGCAAAAUGGUCGCUUCCUCGGGCGAGACGGACUCGGCGGAAACCUGUGCCAGCCGUAACUUUGAGGACGGUGAUUCGUUCAUCCUCGAGUUCGGCAAGAAGCUCGGCGGAGACCAGACAGACUGGGUCAUGGACGUCAGUAUGAAGGGAGAGGCGGUCGUAAAGCCUACCAUCAGCAUGCCGCCUGUUCCUACCGCUCCAUCGCCACUCUUCUCGCAGCCUGCCAAAUUCCCCGGUAGUGCUCCCACCACAUCCACGGCCGGCGAGAGCUCGUCAACGGGGAUGUUUGGGAUGACGACCCGGGCGCAGACGAAGAAGGUGGCCAAGACCAGGGGUCUGGUGGGACUGGUCAAUCUGGGUAAUACCUGCUUUAUGAACUCGGCGACUCAGUGUUUGAGCAACACCGUCGAACUCUGUGACUACUUCCUUUCCGGAGUCUACCGCGAAGAGCUCAACCGGGACAACCCUCUUGGGAUGCACGGUCAAGUCGCCGAAGCCUUUGGCGGCGUCGUCGAGUCCCUCUGGUCGCCAAACCCUUCAUCCUCCUUCUCGCCCCGUCAGCUCAAGGGGACGACAUCCCGAUUUGCACCCCAAUUCGCCGGGUACGGCCAACACGACACCCAAGAAUUCAUCGCUUUCCUCCUGGAUGGUCUGCACGAGGAUCUCAACCGGAUCCAGAAGAAGCCGUAUGUCGAGAAGCCGGACUGGAAGGCGGGUGGAGGCAAUAAAGAGUUGGCGGAGCUGGGCAAGGAGUGCUGGGGCGGGUACAAGAAGCGGAAUGACUCGGUCAUUGUCGAUCUGUUCCAGGGGCAGUUGAUGAGCACACUAGUUUGCCCAGAAUGCCACAAGGAAUCGAUCACGAUGGACCCGUUCAUGUACCUCACUGUCCCUCUGCCGAUCGCUCAACAUCGCGAGCUCAAGUACGAAUACCUCUCCCGGGACCCGGAAAAGCCGAUCGUCAAGGGCAAGCUCCUCAUCCCCGCCAACGCCUCCUUCUCUCAGGUCAAGGAGAAGCUUUCUGUCCUGAUGAAAUGCAACCCCAAUCAUCUCCUCGGCUUCGACCUGUGGAAAAACGGCAUAUAUGCCUGGUACAACGACUCCGACCAUAACGGUGAGGCGAAAGAUCACGAUGUUCCCGUCUUCCAGGACGUUGGCGUCCCCACAUCCACUACGCGCAAGUCCACCGGGAUCCUUCCUACAGACGGCUCGAUCACUGUCCCCGUCUUCACCUUCCGGAUCCAGGAGGGAUACCGCGGCCGAGCUGGCGACAUACCCGACCAGGGCGAUAUCAUGCCAUUCUUCAUCACGCUCUCACGCGCCGAGGCGGCCGACGCUAGCGCUGUCCGUGAGGCCAUCGCCAAGGGGUAUGCGCGCUUCAUCGAGGAGGAGGCGUACGCUGGUAUGUGGGUACCGAGCGGGUCCAAGCAUGCUGGCGUGCCAUCCGUGCAGGAAGAAGGGGAGGGUGCAUCGAACGGGGUCGCAGCGGGACCGGAAGAACACGUCAACGGAAACGGUGACGAGACCAAGGUUGCCGAGAUCCCCGUACCAAGCGAAGGAUCCGAGCUUGGCUCUCGGCCGGCCUCACCGCUCAACGAAAUCCACACCACGUUGAUCCGGAACAACGCGUCCUCGGCUUCGCUCUCCACCCUCGCGUCCGUCAAAUCCGGCAAGAUUGUCCCUCGAGGUGAUCUGUACAAGGUACACGUCGCCGACGCGUCGACUGGCGAGGGUGGUUCCAGCCUGGGGCUGUUCAAGUCCAAAGACACCGUCGUCCCCGUCUACAAAGGCGGUAGUCCCAGGCAGGCAUCCAACAGCUGGUCGUUGCUCGAAGCUAGGCGGAAGGCAAAGAAGAAUCUCCUGGGGAGGUUCACGAGCGGGAUCUCGUCCAUCGUGGGAGGGAGCUCGGGCGAGGACGCCGAAGCGUCUGCUGCAAACGGUACCAAGGAGAAGGAGAAGGAGAAGGAAGGCGCGUCGUCCGCUCUCGUCGUUCGUCCCGGCGAGGCGAUCUUUUGCGAGUGGUCCAUCCCAGCAUACCAGGAGUAUCUCCAGGGUGGCCUCCGGCCGGAAGAGGAGUUCGUCGAUCCGGCGAUCGAGAAGGAGCGGGCAAAGAAGAAGGAGGGCAAGUCGAUCUCGAUCGAGGACUGCCUGGAUGAGUUCUCCAAGCAGGAGACACUCGGCGCGGACGAUCUCUGGUUCUGCCCCGUCUGCAAGAAGCACCAGGCGGCGACCAAGCGGCUCGAGAUCUACAAGGCGCCCGACAUUCUCGUCAUCUGCAUCAAGCGGUUUGGAUCGUCCCGUCGACUCUCGGACAAGCUGGAUAAUCUGGUCAACUUCCCCAUUGAGGGUCUGGAUUUGGAGGAGCGGAUCGGCGAGCGGAAGAUUGCCAAGGAGAUGAAGCUGUCUGCGGCGGAGGCGAAGGAGUUUGGGAUGGAGGGGGAUGACGAGGAGAGUUGGGUGUAUGAUCUCUACGGAGUGGAUAAUCACUUUGGUGGUCUGGGCGGGGGUCACUACACUGCGUUCUGCAAGAAUAAGGAGGAUGGCGAGUGGUACAACUAUGACGACUCGCGAGUGUCCCCGGCGAGCGUGAGCGGAAUACAGACGCGCGCGGCCUACUUGCUGUUCUACCGUCGGCGGACCGUCCGCCCCAUCGGCGGUAUCUCUCGCAUCAAAGCCGAAGAGGCACUCUCACGCAACCCAUCCCGCGCCGUCUCGCCA